UUGUUCUUUCUUUUCUUAACACUACAAUAUGGUGCUUUCCUCCGUGCACGUAAUGUAUUAACGUUUACGCCGUUUGCGUAGGCACUUCUUCGUCCUCCAUUGUCUAGCACACACGAGUAGACGAUGUGAAACAGCGCCCUCUGCGGUCACAGUUUCUGAUGGGUCACAGAUUUCGCAGAUCAUUUGAAGUCCGUCAGAAUAAGCUAGGAUUCAAUCGGAAGCUCGUUAGUUAAACUUUCAAAACAAAAGCAACAGGGGUAAACGUAAACUGUGAUUAAAUCCACUCCACAGUCCUCUUAUAGCAUAGAAGGUAUCAGCCAAAUUCGUCUUUCACAACCACAAAACGUAUUUUAAAGAAACGGUAUUUUUAAAGAUAAAGUGCAAAAUCCAGGACCAAGAGACCAAGGGGUCAGAGAGCGAAGAAGACCCUCCAGGACGCCGAUAUCAAUGGGUUCUUCUUCGUCGCAGACUGAACACCAGUAGGAGCACCGUCCUUUAUCUCCCACUGCAUUCUCACACAUGCACAUAAACAUACACAUAAACAUAUAAUACACAUGAAUACACAUACAUAGACAUACAGAUGUCAUACAUAACACUCUGCUUGUAGAGUUAAACCUUUUUAAAUAGAUCCUACUUUUUUUAGGAAAUAAUUGAAAUGUUUUUUUCUAUUAUCACCCUUUUGUCUGGUUUUGGUUUUAUUGUUAAAAUCUUGAACAGGAAGCGCAGAGUCCCUCUCCGCGGUGUUGUGGUUACGCGGUUCCGCUGCCGCAGUUAGGAGAGCGCAAAACGUGAGGAGGACACGAGAGGAGCACUGCGCCGGACAGGAGUCGGUGGACGACAUAAAUGGCCCCUUGUGUCUAACUAGUGAAGAAUGGGCUCCACGCUGUCGCAGCCAUGGCCAGAUCCACCAACAGAAGCGCCGAUGACGGGGGCUCGCGGGGAACGGCCCCCACUGCACGCGGGGAGGCGCGCGACCUGUCCGAGCCCCGGGAACUGUCUCUGGAAGAGGUGCUGAAGUCCUACGAGCAGCCCAUCAACGAGGAGCAGGCGUGGGCGGUGUGCUACCAGUGCUGCAGCGGGUCGAGGGGGCCCCGCCCGCCCGCCGGGAGAGUCAUCCGGGUGGACGACCCGUCCUCCAUCCUCCUGCAGAGGGACGGAACCGUGUCACUGCGGCACGAGCCGCGACGCAACGAUGACACCGAUGGACCUCCUCCUCCACCUGCUGCAGAGCGUCAGCUGGUCCAGUCGCUGGGCGUGGCCAUCUACCGCGCUCUGGACUGGGGGCUGGAUGACAGCGAGGAGCGGGAGCUCAGCCCCCAGCUGGAGCGCCUCAUAGAGCGCAUGGCCGGAGGGGAGCAGGGCGGGGAGGGCGUCUGCACCGCCGGCAAGCUCACCUCGGACGAAGGGUACAGCGGCCAGGACGAGGAGGACGAGGAGGAGGAGGAGCGGGAGGGAGCCAUGAGGCCGGUGUCCACCUUCCGCCAGGUGAUGGCGCUGUGCGCGUCCCGGCUGGCCGACCCCAGCUUGGCGCCAGAACACUACCAGGCCGUCUGCAGGGCUCUGUUUGUGGAGACGCUGGAGCUGCAGACCUUCCUCACCAAGAUCCGAGAUGCCAAGGAGAUGCUGAAGAAGAUUACCAAAGAGGAUGCUGUGGAGGACAAGUCCACGGCUGAGCUGGACGCCCUGAAGCACACAGACUGGGCGCGUCUCUGGGUGCAGCUGAUGAAGGAGCUCAGGCAUGGUGUGAAGCUGAAGAAGGUCCAGGAGCAGCCGUUUAACCUGCUGCCCACCGAGUUCAGCUUCACGCCCUUCGAGAUGCUGAUGCAGGACAUUCGCACCCGCAAGUUCCAGCUACGCAAAGUCAUGGUGGACGGGGACAUUCCCACCAGAGUGAAGAGAAACGCCCACGAAUUAAUCCUGGAUUUCAUCAGGUCAAGACCUCCUCUCAGACCAGCUUCGGAGCGCUGCCUCCCCCCUCCCCCCCUGCAGCCGCAGUCGCUUCACGAAAAGGUCCUGGCUGGGAUCAAGCAGGAGCGGAAGCUCAGGCCGGUGGUGGUGCCCAGCUCCAGACCAUUCGGCUCUCUGCCCUGCCUGGCUCAGACUUGUCCUUGCGACGUCAAAUCCACGUCGUGCAUCGACCUGUCCCUGUCGGAACCAAAGCCGGCAUCCCGCCCCCGCAUCUUGCUCAAGGCCCCAACUCUGGCCGAGAUGGAGGAGAUGAACAUAUCUGAGGAGGAGGAGUCCCCAGACUGCGGGGAGCUGAGAAGGACGGAGAGCUCCCCCACCCCUCUGAAAAGAGACCGCUCCUUCUCGGAGCACGACCUGGCCUUGCUGCGCGCCGAGAUGCUCUCCUCGCCCUCCGAUGCGGUCCAGCUGGAUGGGGCGGUCAGGUUGAGGGGGGAGAGGCCUCGGUCCAGGACGCUAACUGGGGCCGGACCGCCCCCUUAUCACAGAGCUUCUUACCCGGUUCUGGGCUGGGUGCCGCCCUCCCCGGCCCGCCUGUCUCUGAGCUCAGUCGACGAGAGCACGGAGAGGUCGGACACGCCGUCCGGCUCCAGAGCUGGAGACGAGCACCAGUUGAUGGAGGAGUUUAGUCACCCGGUGGAGAGUCUCGCCUUGACGGUGGAUGAGGUCAUCAAUGUGCGCCGAGUGCUGGUCAAAGCGGAGAUGGAGAAGUUUCUUCCGAACAAAGAGCUUUACAAUAACCUGAAGCGAGGCAAGGUUUGCUGCUGCUGCAAGGUGAAAUUCCCUCUCUUCUCAUGGCCGUCUACCUGCUUACUGUGUAAAAGAGCUGUCUGUGGCUCCUGCAGUGCAAAGAUGAAGAUUCCCUCGAAGAAGGUGUCCCACAUUCCUGUGUACACCGUCGGCUUCCACAGCACUCCGAGGAGCCACGGACACAAGAGCCAAGUCUAUAAUUUCCAUCUGGGCCCUGCAGGUCCCUGCGCAGCUUGUCCCGCCGCUCCGUGGAGGAGGAGUUUCCCCACCUGUACACACACGGCUGCACGCUGCGCGACAUCUGUGCCGAAUGUACCAAAUUCGUCGCCGACGUCAUUUCCUCCAGCCGCCGGAGUCUGGACAUCCUCAACAACACCCCCAAGAGGGAGGCCGCCCCUCAGAGACCACAACUGCAACGCCAAUCACACCUCCAGACCUGCCCCCGGCCUCACCCUCAGUGUCACCCUCCUCCUUAAUCACAGAGUCAGACCCAUCACCACAAACCAUCGCCGUGUCCUUCGCCGCAUCUCCACAACAAUGUGAACCAAUCAGCUUGGUAUGGACACAUGCUCGCGCACACACACACACACACGUGUGCGCUCCAUUGUGCGUUUUGCUCCUGUGCUACACUGUGUUGCACCAUCAAAGUUCUUUAAAUAUUGCUGCAUGCAGCAUUGAGUGCGUUUUUUAACAGAUAAAAGGUUUUUAACCCAUUCUUCCAUCAGGCUCCUUAACGAGAAAAAGUAGUUCUUUAAGGGUUUUAAUAGUUACAUGCACACCAGUAAGAACUCAAAUAGCUGUUGGUUCAAAUAGACACAAUCCAGUGGGUGGUGCUGUCAAUGUUCCUGGGAGGAGGCUUACAUUGAUAUUUAAUGGUUAUGCUCUGGUAAAUAUCUAUAAAACUAUUCUGUGGCUGCUUUCAACCCUUUUCGCAAGGAGCUAGAGACUCUUAAACCACCAGGUCGACCCAUCAUCCAGUUACCAACCCGUUAUCCUCCAUAUCUCACUGUGGUUCCCAGCAGAUGAGCCCCAAGUCACCUUUUUAGGUGAAGUGGAAGGCGGUUGUGUCAGUACACGGGGAGAGAUGAGGGGGGGAUGAUGGAGUCCUGCCCGGAGGGGGUGUUGGGGUGAUGGUCCCUUGAGGCGUGGCUUAGAGUCAACGUGGAUCCGUGGCGCUUUAGCCCCCCGUGGUUGCCUUCUUGUUUGUUUUAUUUUGUCAUGAAUGUAAUUUAGGACACAGGGACAGAAUUGUAAAAUGACAAGCUUGUACACAGCGUAAAAUCAAGUAUUAUUUAUCACCCGGAAAAGUGCAUAACGAGGCCCAUGGCCAGCCGGACGAGGUGGCGACACUGUGAAUGUAUCGGGCUGCAGACCAAGACCACACCACCUUUUUUUCUUCUUUUGUUACCGACGCAGCGGGAUGAUGCUUAUUUGAAGCGAGCCGGAGGAAGUCCCGCCUCUUUCACUCCCUGCGGACGCUUGCAAUCUGCCCUGGUUUUGUACACUAUGUAAAGCUCAACUGCAAUAAAAUGUAACAACGAA
Messenger RNA from Pungitius pungitius (ninespine stickleback), 4257 nucleotides. RefSeq names its product spire-type actin nucleation factor 2 (gene spire2). The coding region runs from base 895 to 3258 and encodes 787 amino acids. The transcript has 15 exons. Gene Ontology annotation, biological process: actin filament network formation; polar body extrusion after meiotic divisions; cleavage furrow formation. The record is from RefSeq and is a predicted model, not a curated record. Gene Ontology annotation, cellular component: cell cortex; cytoplasmic vesicle membrane. NCBI's taxonomy places the organism in Eukaryota, Metazoa, Chordata, Actinopteri, Perciformes, Gasterosteidae. Gene Ontology annotation, molecular function: actin binding.